AUGAGCAGAGGGAAGAAGCAUAUCACACUGCCUUCUUCAGACAAUAAUUAUGGAGAGGCAAGUGUUUGUGAUGAUAAGAAGAAGAUCAUUCGUAGGGAAACUGAAAGGAAAAGAAGGCUGGAAAUGACCUCCCUUUGUGAAUCACUACGAUCGCUGCUACCUUUUGAGCUCAUCCAGGGAAAGCGUUCAGUGUCUGAUCACAUCGGGGAGGCUGCAAAUUAUAUUAAAAGUUUGCAGGAGAAAACCCAAGAACUCCAAAUUAAGAGAGAUAAGCUCAAACAAAAGGCUAAUCCAAGUUUGCUUGGUGCGGAAAUAGACGAAAGUUCAAGUAGCCAUGCAAAUAUGGUUAAGUAUGUCAACAUUUCGCCUUCUCCAGCUGGCGUGGAAAUUUCUGUAGACAGUGGCUUGGAGGAAAGCAGCUUUCCACUAUCACUCUUGCUGGAAAUAUUGAUGCAAGAAGGAUGUAAUGUUGUGAGCUGUGUGACCACCCCAGUGAAUGGGAGGCUAUACCACUCUAUUAAAUCUGAGGUGGAUAACUUGGAAAGCCUUGAUAUAGCUGGUCUGGAAAAGAAACUGAAUGGCGCAAUCUUCUGGUCGAGGUAUAACUAG
Neltuma alba is the source of this 609-nucleotide messenger RNA. RefSeq names its product transcription factor bHLH118-like. NCBI's taxonomy places the organism in Eukaryota, Viridiplantae, Streptophyta, Magnoliopsida, Fabales, Fabaceae. Bases 1 to 609 code for a protein of 202 amino acids. Gene Ontology annotation, biological process: regulation of transcription by RNA polymerase II. Gene Ontology annotation, cellular component: RNA polymerase II transcription regulator complex. Gene Ontology annotation, molecular function: DNA-binding transcription factor activity, RNA polymerase II-specific; RNA polymerase II transcription regulatory region sequence-specific DNA binding; protein dimerization activity. The transcript has 3 exons. The record is from RefSeq and is a predicted model, not a curated record.